This is a messenger RNA of Cadophora gregata, 714 nucleotides long. RefSeq lists its product as uncharacterized. The record is from RefSeq and is a predicted model, not a curated record. Bases 1 to 714 code for a protein of 237 amino acids. NCBI's taxonomy places the organism in Eukaryota, Fungi, Ascomycota, Leotiomycetes, Helotiales, Ploettnerulaceae. The transcript is spliced from 2 exons.
AUGAUGGAACCUAAAAUCUCCGCGAAGCCAUACGACUGGCCGUCUGAUGGGACACUUGACCCCACAACGACUGCUUUAGUGGUUAUCGAUAUGCAGAUGGACUUCUGUGCUCCUGAAGGCUAUCUCGUACAUCAAGGCUACGACAUAAACCCAGUCCGAGCCAUCAUUCCUCGGCUCCAACGCCUUCUCAACCUAUUUCGCGUUCAUGGUUUCCCAAUCUACCACACCCGCGAAGGCCACCGUCCCGAUCUCUCCACAUUGUCAACGCGAGAGCUGAACCGAAGCCGAAACAACGAAUCUGGUCUCGGGAUCGGUGAUCCAGGACCACUAGGUCGACUCCUUGUGAGAGGCGAGAAAGGUCACGACAUCAAUCCUGAACUGUACCCUCUUCAAAACGAGAAUGUCAUCGACAAACCCGGCCGUAGUGCUUUCCAACAUACCGAUUUCGGCCUAUUGCUCAGCCUAAAGGGGAUCAAGAACCUGGUAAUCUGUGGAGACACAACAGACGUCUGUGUAAGCAGCACCAUGAGAGAAGCCAAUGACAACGGAUUCGACUGCUUGAUUGUGGAGGAUGCUACAGCAGCGAGUGAGCAGAAGUUGCAUGAUGCUGCUAUUGCAAGCGUCAAGGCUGAAGGCGGUAUCUUUGGAGCUGUGACCACUGCAGACAAGAUUCUGGGAGCUCUUGCCGGUUUUAAACGGACAUGUAACUAUUAA